AUGGUGAAUACAAGAAAUAAACGAUAUUCUCAGGGCGAGGGGGGACAGCGGGCUGGUCCCCUUCGGAAUCGUCCAAAUCCGCAGCCUGUCGAGGGUGUCAGCAUGGCGGGUGAUGCUGCCCCGAGAUCUACACUCACCCAAACGCAAGAAAUAGGACAUCCUCCAUCUUCAAGUGCUGAACCGGACACACCUGUUCCCACCGAAGAUGGUACGAACCCAACGGUACGUCGCAAGAAAUGGACCAACGCCGAAAACAGUGAAAUCAUGCGACUGUACUAUAAAGUUACUAACCUGGAGACGGACUUUACAAUGUACCGUGGCAAAUUGUAUGCACAAUUUAUAAAGGUUUUCCCAAACCUUAAACACUUAAGUGAGCAACGCAUCGCAGAUCAACGCAGGACCAUAGUAAGUAGGAAUCUUCUUUCUCAAGAGACACUGGCCAGAAUCAAGGAACAAAUAAGACUAGAAAUCAACCCAGAAACAACUAUUGACAUACCGCCACAACCACCGCAGAGCGAAAGCAUACGUGAAGCUGAGACAGAGACUGCACUACCGACAGAGAUUACACUACCUACCGAACAAACCCAAUUGGAUUAUCUAUACGAAUCAAACCUAAUUAAGUUUUAUGGCUCCAAUCCCAACCUCAGACCAUCACUUCCGAAAAUAAAAUACACAGCACAAACAACAACAAUCAUCGAGAGAGUUAACGCUAUCCUAUGUGAUAAACUGAAAACCAGUUUCAAUUUAGAAGAAAUACAUGUACAUAUAUACUGUGCGGCCCUAACUUGUCUUACACAAAAUGGUCAAGAUGUAGCCCAACGUCCUAAGGAAAAUAAGAAACCUAUACCACCCUGGGAAAAAAGAAUGUCUGACAAAAUCAGCAGAUUACGUAGAGACAUAGGUCGCAUGCAACAACUUUCUAAAGGAAACGAUAGUGAAACCCUUUUAAAGAAGAUAUCAGAAGACAUAACGACUAGAUUCCGUCAACUAAGCGGCCAAACCCAGAAAGACUUUGUUAUCGAUACUCUAGACUCAUUAAAACAACAGCUAGCAGUACAUACAGACAAACUCAAACGGUACAAACGAAGCCACCUACGACGGAUGCACAACGCCCAAUUCACCCAAAACGAGAGGUGCUUCUACCGCAACCUUGGAAAUAAGGCAAAUAAAGAAAACCCCCAACAUCCAAAUGCCAUAGACUCAAACCAACUAAAUCAAUACUGGAACAACAUCUGGUCGUCUCAAGGAGAGCAUCAAAUAAAUGCCGCAUGGAUAAACCAGGAGCGUGAAAAACAUCAGAACGUAAGAAUGGAAGACACAAUAAUUACCUUGCGCGACGUUGAAAGUGCAAUAAAAAAAUUACCUAAUUGGAGAAGUCCAGGGCAUGACGGAAUUCACAACUUUUGGCUCAAGAAAUUUUCCGCUACUUACAACCACCUAGCGAGAGAAUUUACUGAAACUUUGAUUGACCCCAAUAAAAUGCCCGUCUUUCUAACGGAGGGAAUUACUCACCUUCUACCAAAAACAAAAAACCCAGAUAAUCCUUCCCAAUAUCGACCCAUCACCUGCCUUCCAUCAAUUUAUAGGAUAUUUUCAAGCUGCAUUAGCAGUAAAAUAUAUACCUACCUGGUCACCAAUAACAUCCUACAUGAAGAGCAAAAAGGUUGCAAAAGCAGGGCAAUGGGCUCUAAGGAACAGCUUGUAAUGGACUCGGUGGUUUUGUAG
Molecule: messenger RNA, 1725 nt
Organism: Sitophilus oryzae (rice weevil)
Lineage: Eukaryota; Metazoa; Arthropoda; Insecta; Coleoptera; Curculionidae
Exons: 1
Coding region: 1-1725 (574 amino acids)
Source: RefSeq, a predicted model, not a curated record